Messenger RNA from Chondrus crispus (carragheen), 864 nucleotides. RefSeq lists its product as hypothetical. Gene Ontology annotation, biological process: tRNA modification. The record is from RefSeq and is a predicted model, not a curated record. The transcript has a single exon. Gene Ontology annotation, molecular function: magnesium ion binding; tRNA guanylyltransferase activity. Lineage: Eukaryota; Rhodophyta; Florideophyceae; Gigartinales; Gigartinaceae. The coding region runs from base 1 to 864 and encodes 287 amino acids.
AUGGCGUGCUCGCGCUUCGAAUACGUCAAGGCCUUCGAACGUCACGACCGCCUUCUCCCGGGCUGUUGGGCUGUGAUCCGUCUGGACGGGCGCUCGUUCACCAACUUUUCCAAGGCCCACGCCUUUGCCAAGCCCAACGACAGCCGCGCCUUGCGGCUAUGCAACGCCGCGGCGGAGGCCGUGCUGCGCGACUUCGACCAGCACUUGGCGUUUGCCUAUGGAGAGAGCGACGAGUUUAGCUUCGUGCUCAAGCGCCAAUCCGCGCUGUUCGCACGCCGUGAAUCUAAGAUCUUGUCCACUGUCGUGUCCCUGUUUUCUUCGGCAUACGUCUUCUACUGGAACAAGUUUAUGGGCGACGUCCCUUUGAAGGGACCGCCGUCGUUUGAUGGCAGGGUCGUUCUGUACCCGACGACCAAGCAUUUGAGGGAUUACUUGGCGUGGCGCCAGGCGGACACGCAUGUCAAUAACUUGUUCAACACGGCCUUCUGGGCGCUCGUGAAGGGCGGAAAGUCGCAAAGAGAGUCUGAAGAGAUUUUGAAGGGCACCAGCUCCAAGGAGAAGAAUGAGAUGUUGUUUACAGAGUAUGGGAUCAAUUACAACGACGAGGAUGCGAUGUUUCGCAAGGGCUCGUUUAUUGUGAGCAAUCUACCAUCAGGGAGGUGGGGCGGUGAAGUAUCGCUCAAACGUACGCGUGAGGGGGAGGCUGCGAGCAGUGAAUGUGGUAUGGCGGGUGGCGACGGCGACGGUAAAUUUGUUACCUUGCAUGUGGAUAUCAUCGGCGAUACGUUUUGGAAUGAAAACCCGGAUUUGCUCGCCCCAAGUGACCUCGCCCCCCCACGAAUUCCGAAAUCUAUCGGCCGGUAG